Messenger RNA from Gamsiella multidivaricata, 862 nucleotides. Its product is annotated as GAF domain-like protein. Gene Ontology annotation, cellular component: cytosol. Gene Ontology annotation, molecular function: L-methionine (R)-S-oxide reductase activity; protein binding. Lineage: Eukaryota; Fungi; Mortierellomycota; Mortierellomycetes; Mortierellales; Mortierellaceae. The record is from RefSeq and is a predicted model, not a curated record. The transcript has 3 exons. The coding region runs from base 228 to 770 and encodes 180 amino acids.
GGGGGACACUGAGCUGAGUUGCAAUUGGAGGCGAUUCGCCAUUUUGGACGUUGGAUGACUAAAGGACGGCUGAAAAGUGGGGAGAUCUCUCUCUACCUGCAUCCUUUUUUUUCAGCAAUCAACUUUUGCUUGUCAACAACUCAUUCCUCUCCCUCCAGGAUUCAUUCGUAGCAGUUGCAACCGGACAACGACAAAGGAACCACCUUAAGAACCAGACGUUAAACGACAUGACCCUGAACAUCCCACCCUCGACAGCCUCCACCAAGGCCGAUUUCUACCAGGACCUCGAGCUGCAAGUCCAAGGAAUCGUCCAGGGACAGCGUAACUGGAUCACCAACCUCGCCAACGUAUCCUCAUUGAUCUAUCACGGUCUGCGCGACGCUACAGGAAAGCCUAUUAAUUGGGCUGGAUUCUAUGUUUUGGACCAGAGCGUGGCUUCAUCCACCAACAAAGAGGCUCUGAUCUUGGGACCCUUCCAGGGCAGGAUCGCUUGUACGAACAUUGAAUUCGGACGUGGAGUCUGUGGAACAGCCGCAGCCGAGAAACGGACGUUGUUGGUCAAGGAUGUGCACGAGUUCCCGGGACAUAUUGCGUGUGAUUCGGCAUCGAACUCUGAAGUUGUCGUGCCUUUGGUGUUGGAUGGCAGGGUCAUUGGAGUAAUAGAUCUGGACUGUGAGGUGACCGAGGGCUUUGACGAGACCGAUGCGAGUGGGUUGGAGACCGUGGCUAAGAUCCUAGUCGCGGCGUGCGACUGGCGCGGAGUUGUCUGAGGAACCCAAGAAUUCGGAUACCUGCGCAUGUUUAAGGAAGAGGACCCAUUGGUAGACGAAUAAAGUGUGCUAGAAAUGAAGGCAAUUACCAC